Messenger RNA from Lizanozyma spartinae, 4551 nucleotides. It is a transcript of the gene PEP1, whose product is annotated as type I sorting receptor. Gene Ontology annotation, biological process: protein targeting to vacuole; Golgi to endosome transport; Golgi to vacuole transport. The transcript is spliced from 2 exons. NCBI's taxonomy places the organism in Eukaryota, Fungi, Ascomycota, Pichiomycetes, Serinales, Debaryomycetaceae. Gene Ontology annotation, cellular component: membrane; Golgi apparatus. Bases 1 to 4551 code for a protein of 1516 amino acids. The record is from RefSeq and is a predicted model, not a curated record. Gene Ontology annotation, molecular function: protein binding.
AUGACUAUGGUGCUUGUGUCCUUGACGCAAGCUUUCACUCCCAAAGUCUCCUUUUCUCAAGGUGGCCACCGUGAGAACGCUAUAGCCUACUUUGAUGAUACACCCAAUAUCUUGAUCCUUCAGGAAGGUAAAUUGAAGUUCUCACAAGAUGACGGGGUUACCUUUGAAGAAGUAAAGGCGUUCAAUGAUGCGGUCGUGCUUGAUUUCCGGAUGGAUGAGUUUGAUAAGAAGAGAGCUUAUGUGUUCACCAAAUCAGAAAGCCAAUAUGUUACCUUUGAUCAAGGGAAAUCUUGGAAAGCUUUCAAAAUCCCCCAUAUGGAUAACAUACAUGCCUAUCCCUCUAUUAUUAGUAAUGCCGUUAAGCCAGAGUACGUCCUCUUUGAAACAACUGUUUGCAAGGGACGUGGUGGCAGGCAUUGUCUGCAUCAUUUCUUUGCUACUACAGAUGCAUUUAAGAGUGAUCCUCAAAUGCUCCCCUUAGAAGAUGCCACUUUCUGUCGGUUUACCAGAGGUAACAAAGAAUCGACCAUUGGUAAGGAAUCUUCCAUCGUAUGUUCGGUCGAUAAGAAGAAUUCCUUUGAUCAUGUGAUGGAAUCUGAAAUCCACUGGUCUGAUGAUUUCUUCAAAACUUCCAAAAUAGUCUCUGAUAGUUUAAAGAGUGCUAAAAACACCCAAGUUAAACCAAUCAUUGAUUUACGGGUGGAAGAACAAUUUAUUGCUGUUCUUGUUCAAAAUGACAGAUUCAAUGCUAAAUCUUCAGUCACAUUGUAUGUUUCUGUUGAUGGUAUAAACUAUAAAGAAACCAACUUAAGUGUCAAUGUUGUUUCUGGAGUUAUAAUGUUUCAAAAAUCCUCUAAACUGUCAAUCUUCCUCACUGUUGCAAACUACGCUACAAGACCCGCAGUAGGUUAUGGUUUGGUUACUGCUACAUUGUAUGCUUCUGAUUCUACGGGGUUGAAGUUCCGUAAAGUUUUGGAUGAUGUGGAAAUGAACUCAUUGGCAAGAGUAGAAAAUAUCGAAGGUGUUUGGUUUGCUAAUAUUGUCAAUAAAGAUUCCUUAGCAGAUGGUGAGGAAUUAAUGCACAGUGUGAUUUCAUUUGAUGAUGGGUACCAUUGGGACCCUUUAAAAAUCAAUGAUGAAUCUUGUAUGAGAUCUAAAGAUUGUUCAUUACAUUUAUCCGCAAUUCAGCAAUAUUCUGGUGAAGGGACUUUUGUUACUGGGCCUGCUCCGGGUAUAAUUAUGGGUGUUGGGAAUAUUGGUAAAGGCUUAGUAUCUGUACUUUCAGGCGAACAGCAAACUUAUAUUUCCAGAGAUGGUGGUGUUUCAUGGACCAAAGCUAUUGAUACCAUGUGUAUUUUCUCCUUUGGUGAUCAAGGGAAUAUUAUUGUUGCUGUUCCAUAUUAUCAAAAGAAUAUGGCACCUACCAAUAUGUUUUAUUAUUCAUUGGACCAGGGGAAAGCCUUCCAUUCUGCUACUUUUGAAAACCCAUCGUAUCCAAUUUCUUUGAUUACUACCAUUGAUGGGACAUCGACCAAGUUUUUUAUGACAGGACUUUUAGGAGUAGGGGAUGGACUUCUGCUUGGGUUCUAUAGUAUGGAUUUCAAUGAAGCAUUUGAUGGGAAAAAAUGUGGAGAUGACGAUAUGGAAGAAGUUUAUGUGAGAAAUGUCUUACCUGAUGGGAAACCAUUGUGUAUCUAUGGACGUGUUGAAAAGUUCAGUAGAAGAAAGCAAGACGCUCAAUGUUUGGUUAAGAAACUUUAUGAAGAUGUUAAAAUCAAUGAAGAAGCAUGUGAAUGUACAGGACAAGACUUUGAAUGUACCGAAAUGUUUAAACUUGGUGAGGAUGGGAAUUGUAUUCCUGAUCCAGCAAGAAUUCAAGAAUAUUGCUUACUGACCGGUGCAAAAGAUUUCACCUCCGAUAAUAUGAGAUUGAUAACUGGAGAUUCUUGUAAGAACUCGGAAACAAUUGCCAAAAAAUUGGUUACCAAUGAAAAAUUUGUUUGUUCUGAUUAUAAAAAUGGCAAGAAUGGUGGUGAUAACAAUAAUGGAGGUUCCAACUCUCCAAUUCAAACAGUACUAACAAAGUUACAAGGAAAAAUGCUUCAAUAUUUUUAUCUUGAACAAGCAGACGGGAUUAAUACCGAUAACGUAAUAGCAAGAACAGAUGAUAAUGUGUGUCAUAUUUCUCAUGAUGGUGGUACUACAUUUAAACGUCUUAACACUGGAGAAGAAGUUAUGGCCAUAUAUAUUGGUUAUGUUCCAGGACAGGUUAUCUUGGUUACACCCAAGCCAGUUAUUUACGUCUCCUUCGAUGCUGGGAAUUCAUUUGUUGAAAAGCAAGUACCAACGAAACCUGCAAGUGUUAUCAAAACACUUAGUUUUCAUAACACAAAUUCCACUACUUUCAUUUGGUAUGGUAGUGAAAAUUGUAAUGUUCUUGGUCAAAACUGUGAUUACACUGCUUAUUUAACUCAAGAUGGAGGUGAAACAUUUAUUGAGAUGGCCAAAGACGUUUUUGAUUGUGAGUUUGUUGGAUCUCAUUUUGAAUCCCCCGCUAAUCCUGAUAUGAUGUAUUGUACUGGGAUUAAUAAGUCAACCAAUAAAAAGGCACUUGUUUCCAGUGUUGAUUAUUUUGAACAUGGUGAAACCGUUUAUGACUAUAUCACUGGAUUUGGUGUAACGGGUAAUUACGUGGUAGUUGCACUUGUUGAACAGGAUAGGCACUCUUUAAAGGCCAAAGUUACAGUGGAUGGUUCAACGUUUGCUGAUGCUGAUUUCCCUCGGCAUCAGCAAGCCAACAUGCAAAUGGGGUAUACAAUUUUGGAUUCUGUUACUAAAUCCAUUUUUUUACAUGUGACUACUUAUAAUGAAGUCGGGAGUAUUUUAAAAUCAAAUUCCAAUGGUACCCUGUAUGUUAUGGUCUUGGAUAAUGUUAAUCGGAAUAGUAUUGGGUAUGUUGAUUAUGAACGAGUUGAAAGUUUGGAAGGGGUUUUAUUUGCUAAUAUUGUUGAAUCACGGAGUGGUGAAAGUAAGAACUUACAAACCUUAAUUUCCCAUAAUGAUGGUGCAGAAUGGUCACUUUUACCUCCUCCUUCUGUUGACUCUGAAGGUAAAAAGUACAGCUGUAUUGGCAAACCACUUCGUGAAUGUGCUUUACAUUUGCAUGGAUACACCGAAAGAGCUGAUUUUAGAGAUACUUUUGGAUCUUCAUCAGCCGUUGGGGUUUUUAUAGGAAUUGGGAAUGUGGGACCAAAAUUAGAAGGUAAAGAUCAAGCCAAUACUUAUAUUUCAACCGAUGCCGGACUUACUUGGAAGGAAAUUAAAAGGGGAGAAUAUAUGUGGGAAUAUGGUGAUAGAGGUACAAUUUUAGUAUUGGUGAAUGGUCAUGAAGAAACAAAUGUACUUCAUUACUCAUUGGAUGAAGGUAAUACAUGGAAUGAUUAUCAAUUCACCGAAGAUAAAGUUGAAAUACUUGAUUUGGCAACUGUUCCUUCAGAUUCAUCUCGUAAGUUUUUGAUAUUUGCUCGUCACGGUGAAGGUAAAUCCACCUUGGCAUAUUCCAUUGAUUUCAGUGGUAUUCACACUCGUCAAUGUACUCUUGAUUUGGAUAACCCAUAUAAUGAUGAUUUUGAUUUCUGGACUCCUGUUCAUCCUGAAUCCAGCGACAAUUGUUUAUUUGGUCAUGAAGCUAAAUACUUGCGUCGUGCUGUUGGACAUAAUGAUUGUUUUAUUGGUAGUGCACCAUUGAAGGAGGGUUUUAAAGUGGUCAGAAACUGUUCUUGUACCCGUCGUGACUUUGAAUGUGAUUUCAAUUAUUACAGAGACAUUGACAACACCUGUAAGUUGGUCCAGGGGUUAACUCCAGCUGACCGUAAGAAGGAAAUGUGUGAGAAGGACAAUGCCUUUGAGUAUUUCAAACCUACAGGAUACAGAAAAAUCCCACUCUCUACUUGCGUUGGGGGUAAGAACUAUGCCAGUUGGGACGUUGAAGCAUGUCCUGGGAAGGAGAAGGAAUUUAAUCAACAUCAUGGUAGAGAAAUCACUGGUGGUAAGAUUGGAUUUUUGAUUUUAGUUCCCUUACUGGUAUUCCUCUUUGCUGUGUGGUUUGUAUAUGAUAAGGGUAUCCGUCGAAAUGGAGGGUUCAAGCAAUUGGGUCAAAUUCGAUUGGAUGACGAUGCAGGAGAAGAUGGAUUCCACCCCAUUGAAGAAAAUAAUGUUGAUGUGGUUGUUAACUCUGUUGUUAGAGGUGGGGUUUAUGGUUUAGCCGUUGUCAUUGCGGGUGUCAAGACUAUUGUUAAGGCGCGCCAAGUAAUACUUGGGAGAAUCACCAAGAGACUAUUCCGUCGGAACGUCGGAAGGAGAGAUUACGUUCACGUGCCGAAUAUUGAAGAAGAAGACGAUUUAUUUGGUGAUUUCAAUGAAGAUUUUGAAGGUGGUGAAUUUGACCAAGAUGCUGUUGAAGAUGCUGACAUUUUUGUUGAAGAAGCAACUCCAUCUCAACCAGACAGUGGACUUUUCAACAUAGAAGAUGAAGAGGAUAAUAAGCCAUAG